Messenger RNA from Acipenser ruthenus (sterlet), 847 nucleotides. RefSeq names its product coiled-coil domain-containing protein 137-like. The record is from RefSeq and is a predicted model, not a curated record. Lineage: Eukaryota; Metazoa; Chordata; Actinopteri; Acipenseriformes; Acipenseridae. The coding region runs from base 183 to 488 and encodes 101 amino acids. The transcript is spliced from 3 exons.
UUAGAGUUGAGAGUGCAAAGUGUAUGUGCAGCACUGCGCUGCCAUGUGUUUUGUUGCUGCGCUGUUGUCAGAAUGUGAAGUCGUCCCGUUUUACAAUACGAAUAAACAGAUAAGCAUAGGAAAAUCAAAGCGGUCGAUGCGUUUUACCACGGUCCCAGGAAAGAUCAACUGCAGGGCUGUGUAUGACCGAUAGCAAAGGGAAGAGUGACGUGAAGUUUGGGGAGGUUGCUAUGGCGCCCCCAACACUCAGUGAAGCCAAGGAAAGCCCAGACCAGGGUGGGGGUGUGAAGGGGCUGCACCUGACCUCCUUGAUGGACAUGCCCCUGGCCGCGGGUGCUGGCUCAGUAAAACCCUCAAUGGUCAGGCACAAAAUGAUGCUGGAGGAGAGGGAGCGUGUGGUCAAGGCUUACCGGGACCUCAAGAAAAUCAAACAUGAGCUUCUCCACUCUAACACAGCCAGCCUGAAGUGGCUGCAGAACCUCAAGUAAACCAGCGAUGCCCCAGGAACAGCAGGGUCUUUCAUGGGAUUAUAAAUGGACACAGUGACGCCGCUGGGCUAAUAUAUAAACCCUGAGUAUAUCCUAAAAUGUUGAAUUACGGGCCCAAGUCUCUUGGAAUGAAAGCUGAGGCAAGCAUAAUUUUGUAUUGACUGAAGAAAAAUGGACUGUGAACCUGGUCAGCUGUCUUUGGGAAGCUUUUCUCAGCCGAGCCACUAGGUGGCAGUAGAGACUUGAACUAAAAAAUAAGUCCCUGAUUAGGAUCAUCUAUCUCCAAUAACUUGCAAUACAGAGCCAUAAACAAUACAUAUAUGUAUAUAUUUUUACUAACUGAUUAAAUGUGGACUGUA